Gossypium arboreum is the source of this 1443-nucleotide messenger RNA. Its product is annotated as UNC93-like protein 1. The record is from RefSeq and is a predicted model, not a curated record. Lineage: Eukaryota; Viridiplantae; Streptophyta; Magnoliopsida; Malvales; Malvaceae. Bases 1 to 1443 code for a protein of 480 amino acids. The transcript has 2 exons.
AUGAGAUUCCAAGGAGAAGAGGAAGCAGCAGCCAAAGUGCCUGUAACAUCUCCUUUCAGGUACAAUUCACCCCUGGUACAGGUUAGCUUAAUAGGUCUAGUAUGUUUCUGUUGUCCUGGCAUGUUCAAUGCCCUUACAGGCAUGGGAGGUGGUGGUCAAGUCAACCCUGAUGCAUCAAAUAAUGCUAACACCGCUCUGUACACAACUUUUUCCAUCUUUGGAAUCCCUGGUGGUGGUGUUUACAACAUCUUUGGACCAAAGAUUACCCUUGCAAUGGGCUGCUCCACUUAUGUCCUUUAUGCUGGCUCUUUCCUAUACUACAAUCACCAGCAAGACCAGACUUUUGCUAUCUUUGCUGGUGCUUUGCUCGGUAUCGGUGCAAGCUUUCUUUGGGCUGGACAAGGGGCUAUCAUGACUUCCUAUCCCACUGCUACUCGUAAAGGCACCUAUAUUUCUCUCUUCUGGAUUAUUUUCAACUUGGGUGGUGUCAUUGGUGGAUUCAUACCUUUCAUCCUGAACUACCACCGGAAGGAAAAGGCAGAAACUGUCAACGACAUGACAUAUAUUGUCUUCAUGUGUUUCAUGUCAGCUGGUACCCUCAUCUCAUUGACAAUUUUAUCCCCUGAUCGUGUUGUCAAAGACGAUGGUACUCAUUGCACCAACAUUAAAUACUCAAAUGUUACCACUGAGGCUAUUGAGAUCCUUAAGCUCUUUCGUAACUGGAAGCUGCUUCUCAUCAUCCCAGCUGCCUGGGCUAGCAACUUCUUCUACAGCUACCAAUUCGAUAAUGUCAACGGUUUGAUGUUUAAUCUGAGAACAAGAGGAUUUAACAAUGUAUUCUAUUGGGGGGCUCAAAUGAUAGGUUCAGUGGGAAUUGGAUAUAUUUUAGACUUCAGUUUCAAGAGUAGAAGAACAAGAGGCUUGGUUGGGGUAGGAAUUGUUGCUGUGCUCGGGACGGCAAUUUGGGCGGGUGGCCUUGCCAACCAGUUGAAUUACUCUUUUGACAAACCUCCCAAGCGGUUGGACUUCAAGAGAUCAGGAAGCGAUUUCGCUGGACCGUUCAUAUUGUACUUUAGCUAUGGGUUAUUGGAUGCCAUGUUUCAGUGUUUGGUUUAUUGGGUGAUUGGAGCAUUAGCUGAUACCUCAGAGACCCUCAGCAGAUAUGCUGGUUUCUACAAGGGAGUGCAGAGUGCAGGAGCGGCAGUUGCCUGGCAAGUCGGAAAAAAAAAGAUUCCCUUGCUCAACCAGCUGAUUGUGAAUUGGGUGCUGACCACUUUGAGUUAUCCAUUGCUGGCGGUCCUUAUUUACAAGGCAGUUAAGGAUACAGAUAGCAAUAAGCCUGCAGAGGACGAUGACACUGCUUCAGGACUGCCUCCCCCCGCUUCAAUGAAAGAUGGUUACAAAGAACUUGAGAACUCUAUUACUACGGAAAAGGAUGGUUAA